Molecule: messenger RNA, 5686 nt
Organism: Anarrhichthys ocellatus (wolf-eel)
Lineage: Eukaryota; Metazoa; Chordata; Actinopteri; Perciformes; Anarhichadidae
Gene: cyp26b1
Product: cytochrome P450, family 26, subfamily b, polypeptide 1
Exons: 7
Coding region: 974-2509 (511 amino acids)
Biological process (GO): sterol metabolic process
Molecular function (GO): heme binding; iron ion binding; monooxygenase activity
Source: RefSeq, a predicted model, not a curated record
GAGGAGCGCUCUCAGAAACAGAAAGGUACACAGAAAAGAGAGUGGACGACAUAAAGUAAGAGAAGCAGAAGGAGGACGGUGGCUACUGAGAGCAUCUCCUGCGCACCUUUUCAUUCCUGCACGCUCACGGAUCUUAAAAGUCUACACUUUACUUUAUCUUCCUCGUGUUUGCUCCCAGAGAGAGAUUACAACUUUGGUAAAGAGGCUUUUUUCAAAUUUUUUUUUGGAGUUGAGAGAGACGCGAUUCCUGGAAGAGUUUUCAUCCCCCCCCCCCCCCAAAAAAAACCAAGUCUUUCCAUCCCUGAGAAGUUUUAAAAAGUAAAGCCCUUGUUAGUUCCAGGGCUCGGCUUCACUUUUUCCACGUGUCCCGGCUUCUGACAUAAACGUGUCACCUUGAGAUUUAUUUUUUGCUGGCCUUCAAGUUUCAGACUUUAAAAAAAAGAAACGUCCUUUUAAGUCACUGACCCACAAACGAGACCAAAAAUGAGAUUCCAAACAUCAGGACCGUCCCCAGUCUUGUCUGAUUGUUGUUCUGAAUGCUUACAUUAAAGCAGAGUGAGUUCUUUUUUCACUUUACAAGCUGAGGUGUCAUACUGAAGAUACGGGGAGCCCGGCAGCACUGCUCACCUGUAGCAUCUCCUCCGCGCAGCCGACACUUUGAUUUGCACUUUUACGCACAGAAACGCCACUUUGUGAAUCUUUGUAAGAGGUCCACUCUAUCUGAAAGACAGAAUCGCACUCCACACAGUUCAUUCAUUCUGGAAACACAACUGCGUCGGGUCUGGACUGCGUAAAGGGGCAUUGCGCUUUUACGCAACAAAAAAAAAUCCCAAAAAACUUUUAAAAUCAUCCGGAGAUCGUAUACCUAUUUUUGUUGCGAAUACAGAAGUUCAAAUAAAAUAUAGUGCAACUUUCACCAGCUUUUUUGAAAGUCCUCCAGAGCUCCAGAGAGACCCCCGGGCUCUCCAUCACCAUGCUGUUCGACACGUUCGACCUCGUCUCGGCUCUGGCCACUCUGGCCGCCUGCCUGGUGUCCAUGGCCCUGCUCCUCGCCGUCUCCCAGCAGCUGUGGCAGCUCAGAUGGACGGCCACGCGAGAUAAAAACUGCAAGCUGCCCAUGCCCAAAGGAUCCAUGGGCUUCCCCUUCAUCGGCGAGACCUGCCACUGGCUCCUGCAGGGUUCGGGCUUCCACGCGUCGCGGAGGCAGAAGUACGGCAACGUGUUCAAGACCCACCUGCUGGGCCGCCCUCUGAUCCGGGUGACGGGCGCCGAGAACGUGCGCAAAGUGCUGAUGGGCGAGCACACGCUGGUGACGGUGGACUGGCCUCAGAGCACCGCCACGCUGCUGGGACCCAACUCGCUGGCCAACAGCAUCGGAGACAUCCACCGCAAGAGGAGGAAGGUGUUUGCCAAAGUGUUCAGCCACGAAGCCUUGGAGUCCUACCUCCCGAAAAUCCAGCAGGUCAUCCAGGAGAGCCUCCGAGUGUGGAGCUCCAACCCUGAGCCCAUCAACGUCUACAGGGAGAGCCAGAGGUUGUCCUUCACCAUGGCGGUGAGGGUGCUGCUGGGAUUCAGGGUGUCGGAGGAGGAGAUGAGGCAUCUGUUCGCAACCUUCCAGGACUUUGUUGACAACCUGUUCAGCCUGCCUAUAGACCUGCCGUUUAGCGGCUACAGGAAGGGUAUCCGUGCACGAGACAUCCUGCAGAAAAGCAUAGAGAAGGCCAUCAGGGAGAAGCCGUUGUGUUCCCAGGGGAAGGAUUACAGCGACGCGCUGGACGUCCUGAUGGAGAGCGCCAAAGAGAACGGCACCGAGCUCACCAUGCAGGAACUGAAGGAGUCGACUAUCGAGCUGAUCUUCGCUGCUUUCGCCACCACGGCCAGUGCCAGCACCUCGCUCAUCAUGCAGCUCCUCCGCCACCCUUCCGUCCUGGAGUGCCUGAGGGAGGAGCUGAGAACCAGGGGUCUCCUCCAGAAUGGUUGCCUUGUGCCAGGAGAGCUGAGGCUGGACACCAUCGUGAGCCUCAAGUACCUGGACUGUGUCAUCAAGGAGGUGCUGAGACUCUUCACGCCCGUUUCGGGGGCCUACCGAACCGCCAUAGAGACCUUUGAACUUGACGGAGUGCAGAUUCCAAAGGGCUGGAGCGUGAUGUACAGCAUUCGUGACACCCACGACACCUCAGCUGUCUUCAAGGAUGUGGACGCCUUCGACCCCGACCGCUUCAGCCAGGAGCGGGGAGAAGACAAAGAGGGACGCUUCCACUAUCUGCCGUUCGGCGGUGGUGUCCGGUCCUGCCUGGGCAAGCAGCUCGCCACCCUCUUCCUUCGCAUCCUGGCUAUUGAGCUGGCUAGCACCAGCCGCUUCGAGCUGGCCACCCGGCAGUUCCCCCGCGUGGUCACGGUACCAGUGGUCCACCCCGUCGACGGGCUGAAGGUGAAGUUCUACGGCUUGGACUCCAACCAGAACGAGAUCAUGGCCAAGUCGGAAGAGCUGCUGGGAGCGACUGUUUGAAGGGCAGAGAGUUGACGAGUAGGGGGAGGGGUGAGUGAUCGAAGAAGUCUUGAGGGAGAAGAUUGAAGGAAGGAAAGAAAGAAUUUCAGAGUUAUUUUUUCUUCUCCACCUUUGCCAAGUUGGAGGUUCCUUUUCAGACUAAAAAGAAAAGCAGGUCUUCGUUUCUUGUUACACCUGAUGAUGAUCGGGACUUUCCUCUGAGAAAGGAAGAAGCUGCCAAAAAAGUUCUUAAUUAUGCUCUAUUCCGUGUAUUAUUUUUUUUUUAAAGAAAUAUACAAACAAAGUGUAUGUACAAAAAAAGCUAUGUAAUAUAAUUUGAAAGAGAAUGGUGGGUAGUGCACAAUGGGAGAAAGAGAAGUAUGGUGGUACUUUUGGUGAAAUGAAGUGAAAAGUAAAAGUAAAGAGGGUUGGGGAAGGAAGGCGAGAUGGAUGAAACAGGGUAUAGGACGAAAGAAUAUGAUAUUUUAGCAUUUAGCUUGUGCUUAAUCAAAUGCAGUGAGACAUUCCAGCUGUCUAGCAGGGUAAAAGAGAUGGAUAUACAGACUGAUAGAUCCAGAUUUUCUGGUCAAAUUUGAUGAAUUUCGAGCCUGAAUCUUUCACGGCCCCUCCCACAUUAAACUCAUGUUUUCUGCUUAUUGGAGAAAGAUUUGAAAGAAUGACACACAACAGUGGUGGCAUUGUGUUUUCAAUCAAAAGUUCCAUCAAGAUUAAUUUUCAUUCGUUUCAAUUGUUUACGUACAAGUUUACAAAAGGCAGUCAACGGGAUCAGAGCACGUUGGGAAGCAGGUUGUGUCACAGGUGAACUGCGUUGCCGAGCCUGUAAGAUUGGCUCCGCACCAUUUCUGUAACAUAAUGCAGUAAAUAUCGGCUUCAAUAUCUAAUGCUAAUUGAGGCCAAAUAUAAUUUCAGGCAGGGAAGAAAAGGGCUGAAAAAUGAGAGAUAUAGUUGUGACGGGGAAGAUAUACUGGCUGCAUAUUGUAACGGGUGGACCACAUAGCAUUUUGAAUCGAUGUAAAUGGGCAAUUUGUUCAAUUUCUUAAAACCUUCCUUUCCUUUCUGGUUAUAUUUUUCACAAUCCUGCCUCUACAAUAUAAUCCGCAUUGAUUUUUAACACAACAUAUUGCUUCCAUUUAUGAAUCGUACAGUAGAAUAAGCUUCAGUUCUCAAAUAAACAAAAACAAUAGAAGCAAUGCCAUCCUGCCGGGUUUUACUGUAUUUUACCUCCAGUGAAAGCUUGGAUACUCUCUUCUUCCGUCUCUGCUACCCACUGAUUGCCCAUAUGCAUUGAUUCAAAAUGUUGCCCAUAUUUAUAACAAAUCACAGUAAUCGUAAUGAUGUGUGAACUCAGGUGCAGAGUAGACAUUGUGGUGGAUUAAGCCUUCGCUUUUUGAUGUUUAACUCUGACUGACUGCCCGUAAAUAAUGUCACUUACUCGCUGUUGUAGUUUCAGAGUUGGACCGAUUACUCUGUCAAUAACUUUGCCGUCAGACCACAUAAACGAGAGGAUAUCAGGGGUUUCCAAUAACGCAUGCUUCCACUUGACUUAUUACUAUUACCUUCUGCAACCAUUUUGCCCCCCCCACCAAGGAAGCAAUUCUGAUGGUGCAAGCAGAAUCAAUCGACAUGAAUUCACAAUUGGCACCACAAAAGAUCACUAAAGUCGAUAAGUAGUGAGGUCCAGGUCUGCUUUGUAAACUCUCUGAACCUGUGCUUUGAUGCAUAAACUACACUUUUAAGUUGCAUUGAGAUUGUACCCUCUGGGACGGUGACUUUGUCCCACAACGAGGAUACGAUAAAGGACUCGAGAGACUUCCUGAGCUGGAGGAGGAGAAGAGACAGAGGGAUGAGAGGCGGAGAGGAGGAGACCUACUUACAUGCUGCUUGAGUGUUGCUUUGUCGUUCUGUGUUUGUUUAAUUGUCUUUUUUAUUUUCCCGUCUCCUUGGGGCAGACAUUUUGAGUUGCGUGUCGAAGGUGACAUGUUGUCUUGCUGCUCCUCCAAUCAACGCUAAGAAUGCAAAACAAAAUUAAAUUCCAUGGGUUUGUUUUUUUUUCGCUAUAAGAGAUUUUUUGUUUGAGGUGAUUGCACAAUCAGGACUCUCAGAGCUUUGCGUGUUCCAUCAUUGGAGUCAGACGGUCACGUGUCACAUACAUGAUCAGCUUCUGCAACGGAACUCUGGGACUUGCUAGCGGAACUCUUGGACGUUCUAGAAUCCCUCGAUAGAAUUCUAAGCUCCGCAACGAAGCUCGAGAGAGAGAGAGAGAGAGAGAAGGACCGGGGAGUUUUCAGGGGAGGGCGGGGCUUUUCUUAUUGGACGGUCCAAUAGCGUUCCGGAUGGAUCAUGCCUGUUCUGGACAUUGCUCACUCUUUCUACCAACCACACCACUGAUUUCUUCAUGAUAGAAAAAUAUAAAAAAAUUGAAUUUAUUUUGCUGCUUUUCUUGUGUACAUUUUCUAAUUGAGAGUUCUAGAUUGCUAUAGUUUGUAUUGAGUGAGAUUUGCUAUUUCUUUCCCUUUAUAUAUAUAUACAUAUACAUAUAUAUAUAUAUAAUUUAGCUGAUUCAAAUAUUUGCAUUUCGUGAAAGCAAAAAGAGCAUUAAUAGAUAGUGUAUAUUAAUUUGUACAAUAUUCCUUUCCUUAGCAAGCCAUAGGGAAAAUCAGCUAUCUACGUCUACUAAUAACCUAAUAUUAAUGUUAUUGUACGAUUAAUAUUGUUGUUAUAAGAUAUUUGAAAUGCUAUUUUUUAUUCUAUUACAGAUUUAGAGUUUUUAGCCUAAAAGAGAAGGUCUUUGAUAAAUAUUGGAUGUAUUUAGAAUGUUAUGUAUUUCAGUUAUAUUGUAAACAGUGUUUAAAAUGUUAAUAUUGUUGAUUUGAUUACUGUAAUAAUUAUUAUUUGUUUUGUUAUUCAGACUUAUUAUCACUGCAUUUUAUUUGAUAUUAAUUAUGGAAAACAGAAAGCACUUGCGAGGUAUGUCUAUUUUUUAAGUGCCAUGCGACUACACUUCCCUUCCUCUGAACCUGUCUUAUGUCAUUAUGUACAUAAUAUUUGUAUUUCUUUUUACAGGAAAAAAAAUGUUCCUUUAGUUUAAAUAUGAAUGUCUUGGUCUACUUUCCUCCUUUUCUUUUUGUUACCGUGAUUGUUAAAUGUACUCCUGUAAUAAACUAUAAAGUAAAACGA